CGGGCAAGUGUAUUUUUCUGUCCCUAUCACCUCGCAAGGCUGGCCUCUACACGGGAAUAAUGCAAUGUCAUUGAAAAUGUUACCUCGUAUAUCGUAGCCUACGUUUAUUCAGAAUGCGCCUCGCCCGAGAUAUAAGCACAGAGAAUAGCACGCUAAUGCUGACUUCGUAUUGAAAUGAUUUGUAUCAGGUGGAUGUGAGCUGCGGUGGCUCAAGCGCAUCGGUAACGAAGCUGCAUGCUGUAAAACCGUUCAAUAAAAAGAAAACCAAGCUGUUUAUAUCGUGGUUGUUCCAGCAGUGACGACCCUCCGGACGUCGUAACCAUGAGCGGACAGGACGAAAGUUCGGUGCGGGUCGCGUUGAGGAUUCGUCCUCAGCUGGCGAGGGAGAAGAUCGAGGGAUGUCACAUCUGUACGUUCUGCAUGCCCGCCGAGCCCCAGGUGAUGCUGGGUAAAGACAAGGCGUUCACUUACGACUACGUGUUUGACAUGGACUCCCAGCAGGACAUCAUCUACACACACUGCACUGAGAAACUCAUCGAUGGAUGCUUCGAGGGGUACAACGCUACCAUCUUCGCCUAUGGACAGACUGGUUCGGGGAAGACCUACACCAUGGGCACAGGGUUUGACGUGAACAUCAGUGAGGAGGAGUUGGGCAUCAUUCCCCGGGCAGUCAAGCACCUCUUCAGGGGCAUUGAGGAACGACGGCACUCCGCCACAGAGCAGGGCAAGCCUGUACCCGAGUUCAAGAUCAACGCACAGUUCCUGGAGCUGUACAAUGAGGAAGUGUUGGAUCUGUUUGAAUCAAAGCGGGACGUGGAUGGGAAGAGACAGAAGUCCACCAUCAAGAUUCAUGAGGAUGCUAGCGGAGGCAUCUACACUGUGGGAGUCACCACGCGCACGGUCACCUCCGAGGCAGAGAUGAUGCAGUGUCUGAAGCUGGGUGCUCUGUCCCGUACUACAGCCAGCACCCAGAUGAACAUCCAGAGCUCGCGCUCCCAUGCCAUCUUCACCAUCCACCUGUGCCAAGUCAGAGUCUGCACUCCAGACGACAGCGAGUCCAAUGAGACAGACGGCCGCCUGGCCAACGGUUCCUCUGAGAUCAGCUCUGAGUUCGAGACGCUGACGGCUAAGUUUCACUUUGUGGACCUGGCUGGGUCGGAGAGACUAAAGAGGACAGGAGCUACUGGGGAUAGAGCCAAGGAAGGCAUCUCCAUCAACUGUGGACUGCUUGCUCUGGGUAACGUGAUCAGUGCUCUGGGGGACAGAAGUAAGAGGUCCACCCACGUGCCUUACAGGGACUCGAAACUCACCCGGCUACUGCAGGACUCUCUGGGAGGAAACAGUCAAACGGUGAUGAUAGCCUGUAUCAGCCCAUCUGACCGGGACUUCAUGGAGACACUGAGCUGUCUGAACUACGCUAACCGAGCCAGGAACAUUAAGAACAAGGUGAUGGUGAACCAGGACAAAGCCUCCCAGCAGAUAUCAGCUCUCAGGACUGAUAUUGCCAGGCUACAGAUGGAACUGAUGGAGUACAAGACGGGCAAGCGUAUGGUGGGGGAAGACGGCAUGGAGAGCAUCAACGACAUGGUCCAUGAGAACAGCAUGCUACAGACAGAGAACAGUAACCUGAGGAUCAGGGUCAAGGCCAUGCAGGAGACCAUUGACGCCCAGAGGGCCAGACUCACACAGUACCUCAGUGACCAGGCCAACCAGGUUCUGGCCAAAGUGGGUGAGGGGACUGAGGAAAUUGGAAAUAUGAUCCAGAACUAUAUCAAAGAAAUCGAGGAGCUCAGAGCCAAGCUCCUGGAGAGUGAGUCAGUGAAUGAGAACCUCCGUAAAACCCUGUCCCGUGCCAACACACGUUCCUCCCUGUACGCUGGUGGGGGCUCCUUCUCCCCAGCCCACUUCGCCCCCGAGAUAGUGGCUUCCGACAUCAUCGAGAUGGCCAAGAAAGAUCUGGAGAAACUCAAGAAGAAAGAGAGGAAGAAAAAGAAGAGACUGCAGCGGCUCGAGGAGAGUCACCAUGAGGUUAAGCUUCCCAGUGUGGUCAAGGAGGGGGUACCAGACAACGAACAGGAACGAGGCAACGACGAGGCUGAGGGGGAGGACCACGUCAGUGACCAUGAGGAAGGAGAGGAGCUGGAGGGAGAAGAGGAGGAGUAUGAGAUGGAGGGAGAGGAGAGCUCGGACGAGUCCGACUCUGAAGAACUGGAUGAGAAAGAGGACUUCCAGGCGGAUCUGGCCAACAUCACGUGUGAGAUCGCCAUCAAGCAGAAGCUGAUAGACGAGCUGGAGAACAGCCAGCGCCGUCUGCACACGCUCAAACAGCAGUACGAACAGAAACUCAUGAUGCUGCAGAGCAAGAUCAGAGACACACAGCUGGAGAGGGACAAGGUGCUGCACAACAUGGCUGAGUUAGUUGUGUCUGCAGGCUCAGUGGAGACGUGCACGGAGGAGAAGGCUAAGAAGAUCAAGUUAGAAUAUGAGAAGAAGCUGAGCUCUAUGAACAAGGAGAUGCAGAAGCUGCAGUCAGCCCAGAAGGAACACGCACGCCUCCUCAAGAACCAAUCACAGUACGAGAAGCAGCUCAAGAAACUCAACCAGGAUGUGGCUGAGAUGAAGAAAACAAAGGUGGGCCUGAUGCGCCAGAUGAAGGAGGUGCAGGAGAAAAACAGAGUGUCAGAGUGCCGACGCAACCGAGAGAUCGCUACUCUGAAGAAGGACCAGCGCAAACAUGAGCACCAACUGAGACAGCUGGAGGCUCAGAAGAGGCAGCAGGACCUGGUACUACGCAGGAAAAAUGAGGAGGUGACAGCUCUGAGGAGACAGGUGAGGCCCACUUCAGGGAAGGUGAACAGAAAGGUGAGCCUACCGGAGCCCCUCCAGGACCCUUCACACCGUGGCAUCCCAGGCAGACCUCACUCUGCUGGGGCAGUAGCCCCCAAUGGAACCCCAAGGAAGUACCCGUUGAGGACGGGGAGUGUCUACACCACCAGGACAGCCCGGGCGAAAUGGCAGUCUCUGGAGAGACGCAUCACUGAUAUCAUCAUGCAGAGGCUGACCAUCUCAAACAUGGAGGCUGAUAUGAACCGCUUCCUCAAGCAACGUGAGGAUCUGACCAAGCGAAGGGAGAAGGUGUCUCGUAAGAGGGAGAAGAUCGCCACAGAGGGGACCGACACGGACCGAAGCAUCCAGUCUUUGAACGAAGAAAUGGAUGCCCUGGCGGCCAACAUCGACUACAUCAACGACAGCAUCGCUGACUGUCAGGCUAACAUCGUGCAGAUGGAGGAAGCGAAGGAGGAGGGAGACACAGUGGACAUUACCGCGGUGAUCAGCUCCUGUAACCUAUCAGAAGCCCGCUUCCUGCUUGAUCACUUCCUGCACAUGGCCAUCAACAAGGGUCUGCAGGCGGCCCAGAAGGAUUCCCAGGUGAAGAUGAUGGAGGGCAGGCUGAAGCAGACAGAGAUCAACAGCGCCACUCAGAACCAGCUACUGUUCCACAUGCUGAAGGAGAAAGCUGAACUCAACCCUGAGCUGGACGCUCUGCUGGGCAACGCAAUGCAAGAGAUAGGUUACCUACUGGUGGGAGAGAAUGGAGAUGACAGCAGUAGUGAUGAGUCCUCUACCACCAGCCCAGCCACAGAGGGAAGUUUAUUGGCCUCUGACCUCCUGAAACUGUGUGGAGAGGCCAAACCUAGGAAGGCACGCAGAAGGACAACCACCCAGAUGGAGCUGCUGUAUGCUGGUAGUGGUGAAUUUGACUCCCCUACGGGGGACUUUUCUGCCUCCCUGCUACCUAUGGCAGAGGCCCAGGAAGGGACAGGGGACAUGGGGCCAGUAGCAGGAUAUCUCGGGGACAGGGAACAGGGAACUCACUGUAACUCACUUUCUGGAGUCUGGUCUUCGAUGGGAGCUGAGAGUAGAUCACUGGAACGCUCACCUCGAACACCCAGGAGGAUGCUAGAGAAGGGAGGACAACCUCCCUUAGACGUCAAGGAACACACACCUAUGGACCCCAAAGGACACCCGGCAUAUCAAGGACAAAGAGGGGUGAUCAACCCUGUGUCAUCCCCUAAGAGCAGCCAUGCUGCCAGACUAAAGUGUGUCUAUGUGGCUGAGGGACACACCAAACCUGUCAUGUGUGUCGACUGCACUGAUGACCUGCUCUUCACUGGCUCUAAAGAUCGUACGUGUAAGGUGUGGAACCUGGUGACUGGUCAAGAGAUCAUGUCUCUGGGAGAUCAUCCCAGCAGUGUGGUGUCUGUUAGAUACUGUUCCAGCCUGGUCUUCACUGUCUCCACCGCUUACAUCAAGGUCUGGGACAUCCGAGACUCCGCCAAGUGCAUACGCACACUCACGUCGUCGGGCCAGGUGAGUUCAGGGGACAGCUGUGUGUCUCUCAGGUCCCUAUCCAUCCCUCCAGGAGAGAACCAGAUCAACCAGAUUUCUCUGAACCCUACGGGAUCCUACCUCUACUCCGCCUCCGGCAACUUAGUCCGCAUGUGGGACCUCAGGAAGUUUGUGUCUACUGGGAAGCUGACGGGUCACCUGGGUCCGGUCUUGUGUCUGACCGUUGACCAGAUGGGCAACGGUCAAGACGUGGUCCUAACGGGGUCCAAGGACCACACCCUGAAGAUGUUUGAGGUGACGGAGGGUGUCCAGGGCAGCAUUGUGUCCUGUCACAACUUUGAGCCACCACACCAGGAGUGUAUCGUCUCUCUGGCUGUUCAGGGGAACAGCCUCUACAGCAGCUCCAGAGACUACUGCAUCAAGAAGUGGGACCUGUCCCGGAAACGACUAGUACAGCAGGCGGCGAGCGCCCACUCUGACUGGGUAAGUGCGCUGGGUGUUGUGCCAGGGUGCCCGGUAAUGCUGAGUGCAGACAGGGGAGGUCUGCUGAAGCUGUGGCACGCUGAUACCCUGGCACCGCUAGGAGACCUGAGGGGACAUGACAGCCCUGUUAACGGAUUGGCUACCAACAGCAGCCAACUAUUCACUGCCUCAGAUGACCGGACAGUGAAGAUUUGGCAAGCAAAGGGUUCUUUGGAGGAAGGCAUCCAUUGACACUGAGAAGGAGACCUCUGGACUGUGACCGGACACAACUCUGGGGACCUACUAGAUUACUCUGGAUCUACUACAGCCUAUGGAUCUAUUGCUGCCUGCUGGAUCUACUACUCGAUCUAUUUGCUUGCUGCUCUGCACAAUGAUCCGUGGAUGAAGGACCUCCGAAGAUGGUCGCAGGGUAGAUGACCAGCCCUGACACACAUAUGACCCCUUGAGUUCACCAACACAAGACGUUCACCCGACGAGGUUGAAGGAGAGUAACACAACAGUCAUGUUAUUCACCUGAAGGACAGUGAAACUCCAGUGUAAUGCCCAUGGUUCUGUCUCAUGCUGUGUCCUCUCUAUACAUAUCGUAGAGGAAUCAUCCACUACAGUGCGUGGAAUCAUCUCUCUGUGUUAGGCGGGGGGGAUGUCUUCUAAAUAAAGGCCCUAUGGAGGUUGGUCUUACUUCAGCUGUUACUGCCAAACCCUAUGGGACACACAUAUAGCCUUAGUGGGGAAUAGGGAUAUCUCAGUAGGAAUAGCACAGUGAACUAGUGGUGUGGGACGGUGUAGCUGAUCUCUGCCACAGAAACAAAGCUCAAUGAGGGUGUGUCGUCAUCAUACUACAAAAUGUGCUUGUGGAUUUUCAUCUCAACCAAAUUCAAGUGUUGCUUUUAAUGUCGUUACCUGCAGAUUGUGUGUGACCAAAGUACAAACCUUCUCUGUGUUAGUCAACGGGCUGUGAUGAGAGUAUCUUUAGCCAACGUUGUACUUGCCUGUGUACAGUACCUCUAUAGUGGUCUUACUCUCUUUGUAUCGUGCAAGUACAUUCAAACCUCAAACUACAAAAAGUGGUUUGAUCUGUCAUUUUCUGUCAAAGUGUUUGUAUUUACGUGUGUUGUCAUGGUGACUUUGAAACCUCCAAAGUUCUGAGCUUCCAUUUCAUGUUUGUAUCCAAUGGCUUGCGUCAAUCAUUUCAGAGCCCAGGUAAAGUGAGGUUACCUGUGCACAGGCGUAUGCCCCAUCUUAAAUCAACUCAAAAGUUUAUUGGUCGCGUGCACAGAUUUGCAGAUGUUAUCGCAGGCGCAGCGAAAUGCUUGUGUUUCUAGCUCCAACAGUGCAGUAUUACUUAGGAAUAAAACAUUUCUGAGUGAGCUUUCCUGUGCCCACGUAUUCCAUUCCCUCAAUCUUGAUUCAGGAAUGGGCUGAACAGAAUGGAACAAAACAUAGAGGUGUGUGUUAUUAUCAGUGCCUGUCAAUCGUAUACUGUAGAUAGAGUAGUACAGUAUCACAACCUAAUCUGUGUGGACUAGCCCAGGAUCCCUAGAUUGGGAUGACAUAGGUUUUAUGACCACAUCUUUAUGUAAAUACGAAUCCGUUUUUCUUCGUCCUGGACAUAUUGUGCGCAAAGUCCGACUUUUUAGUGAUUCUAAUUUCAUAUGCAGUGUGGAAAUAAAUGUCAUCUGUCAAAAAUAA
This is a messenger RNA of Oncorhynchus tshawytscha (Chinook salmon), 6522 nucleotides long. RefSeq names its product kinesin-like protein KIF21A. Gene Ontology annotation, biological process: mitotic spindle organization; microtubule-based movement. Lineage: Eukaryota; Metazoa; Chordata; Actinopteri; Salmoniformes; Salmonidae. The coding region runs from base 322 to 5064 and encodes 1580 amino acids. Gene Ontology annotation, molecular function: microtubule motor activity; microtubule binding; ATP binding. The record is from RefSeq and is a predicted model, not a curated record. The transcript is spliced from 34 exons.